CCUGCCUUUUGUUUGUUUUCCUGCCGGAGGCUGGAGAGCGGCCGGGUUCCUGCUGCACUGCCAUGCGCCGCGCGGCCCGGGCCACUCGCCGGACCUCCCGGGCGUCCCCGCACCGAACCCUCGGCCCGUCCUAGCAGGGAUCGCCCGCAUCUCCAGUUCCCGAGCGGGCGGCUGCGCCCCACUCGCCGCCGAGCUGCGCUCACCGCAGGGGCGGGCCCCCGCCUGUGUUCGCGGCGCCAAAUGACUGCUCUUGCGCUGUAACAGCAGCCUCGGGUCAUUACGACAGCCCUCAAGUACCUUGAGGUACACAGCCCUCAAGGCCUGGAUUAUUCCCUGGCCCUUCACAGUGUGCUGCCCACUGCCUUGUUUUAUAUGAAGCCAUUUCUUCUUCAAUGCAUUGUGUUGAUUUGUUCUACGUGAUAGUGAACCCUCUUACACUGAGGUAGAAGACUGAUCUUUGAAAAUAUGUAUUUGGGAGAUAGUCACGUUCUGUUGACUACGUUGUGCUGGUGCUGCCAUCGAAAAAUCUGGUUACACUCUGGGGAGGCCUGCUACCACUGCAGGACUGAACCGCCGCAGCCCUGAGAUGAGCAUCUGGCCUGAGUGUGCACACCAUGAAUAGAUACACAAUGAUCAAGCAGCUUGGGGAUGGGACCUAUGGUUCCGUCCUAUUGGGAAGAAGCAUUGAGUCUGGGGAACUUAUUGCUAUCAAAAAAAUGAAAAGAAAGUUUUAUUCCUGGGAGGAAUGUAUGAACCUUCGGGAGGUCAAGUCAUUAAAGAAGCUCAACCAUGCCAAUGUAGUAAAAUUAAAAGAAGUUAUCAGGGAAAAUGAUCAUCUUUAUUUUAUCUUCGAGUACAUGAAGGAAAAUCUUUACCAGCUUAUUAAAGAAAGGAAUAAAUUAUUUCCUGAGUCGGCUAUCAGGAAUAUCAUGUUUCAGAUCCUGCAAGGACUUGCCUUUAUUCACAAACAUGGCUUCUUCCAUCGGGACUUAAAGCCGGAAAACCUACUCUGCAUGGGACCAGAACUUGUGAAAAUUGCAGACUUUGGGCUGGCCCGAGAAAUCCGAUCCAGACCUCCAUACACGGACUACGUAUCUACCAGAUGGUACAGGGCCCCAGAAGUACUCCUGAGAUCCACCAACUACAGCUCCCCUAUUGAUGUCUGGGCCGUGGGCUGCAUCAUGGCAGAGGUGUACACCCUCAGGCCGCUCUUCCCUGGUGCCAGUGAGAUUGACACGAUAUUCAAAAUUUGCCAAGUCCUGGGGACACCGAAAAAGACUGACUGGCCUGAAGGCUACCAACUUUCAAGUGCUAUGAACUUCCGCUGGCCCCAGUGUGUCCCCAAUAACUUAAAGACCCUGAUCCCAAAUGCCAGCAGCGAAGCGAUUCAGCUCCUGAGAGACAUGCUCCAAUGGGAUCCCAAGAAACGACCAACAGCUAGUCAGGCCCUUCGAUACCCUUACUUCCUUAUUGGGCACCCACGGGGCGGCACCCUACAGAGUGUUCAGGAUCCAGGAAAACCACAGAAAGACCUCUUGGAAAAAGCAGGCCCUGCUCCUCAUAUAAAGCCUGUCCCUCCUGCCCAGCCCCCCACCAAGCCUCACCCACGGAUUUCUUCACGACCACAUCCCUCCAGCCAGGCCCCCCAGCAUCUCACCUACCCCUACAAAGCAGAGGCCUCCAGGACGGAUCACCCGAGCCAUCUUCAGGAGGACAAGCCCAGCCCCUUGCUCUUGCCAUCCCUGCACAACAAGAAUCCUCAGUCGAAACUUCCAGCUGGCCUAGAGCACAAAAAUGGAGAGAUGAAGCCAAAGAGUAGGAGGAGAUGGGGUCUCAUUUCUAGAUCAACGAAAGAUUCUGAUGACUGGGCUGACUUGGACGACUUGGACUUCAGUCCAUCCCUCACCAGGAUUGAUGUGAAAAACAAGAAGAGACAGAGCGAUGACACUCUCUGCAGAUUCGAAAGUGUUUUGGACCUGAAGCCAUCUGAGCCCAUGGGUACAGGAAACAGUGCCCCUACCCAGACUUCGUAUCAGAGGCGAGACACCCCCACCCUGAGAUCAGCCGCCAAGCAGCACUACUUGAAGCACUCUCGAUACUUGCCUGGAAUCAAUAUAAGAAAUGGCAUCCUGCCAAACCCAGGCAAGGACUUCGUUCCAUCAAAUCCAUGGUCUAGUUCUGGUUUGUCCGGAAAGUCUUCAGGGACAGUAUCGGUCAUCAGCAAAAUAAAUUCAGUUGGUUCCAGCUCUACAAGUUCUAGUGGACUGACUGGAAACUACAUCCCUUCCUUUCUGAAAAAAGAAAUUGGUUCUGCUAUGCAGAGGGUACACCUGGCACCUAUCCCAGACCCUGCCCCUGGUUAUUCUUCCCUGAAGGCUGUACGACCUCAUCCUGGACGACCUUUCUUCCACACCCAGCCUAGAAGCACCCCUGGGUUGAUACCACGGCCUCCAGCCGCCCAGCCAGUGCAUGGCCGGACAGACUGGGCUUCCAAGUACGCAUCUCGGCGAUGACCAUCUCAGCAGCGAAGCCCUUCAUGGGGGAAAAUGGGACACUUCCCCUUGGCCAAUGCAUGUUCCACCUGCCAGAGACACACAGCUGGUGUAAAAGCAAACCAACUCUUUAUAGUUACCCUUCUGAACUGAGACAUUUCAAUAUUCUUUUUUAAAGUUUUUUUAAAUAUUGAUUUGGAUGCAAUACGCUUUUUUGUAUAGAAUUAUUUUAUUCUAAAACUGGGUCCCAUUAUUUUCUUAAACAGCAGCGUUUUGUAUAUAUGGGUUAUGUUUUAGCAUUUUAUACAGUCAACUUUGUAAUGAACUUUUUAAAGAUUAAGUGACUUUCCUUUGGGGUUCCAGAUAAUAUUUUAUACAGAUUUUGACAAAUGUAAUAAUAUUGAUGCAGUAUUGCAACAGGGGUGCAGUUUAUGUGAUAAAGGGUUAUUUACUCUGUGUGGAGAUAUUUGGAAAGUAGUUAAAUUUUAAAUGUGGCUCAUUAGGUACUUCAGACUCUCCUGGAUUGACAUUAGAAAAGCAUCCCUCUGCUUUUCUUAAGAUAUCGUUAAUUUGAGUUUUUGAUGCCACUGUGCAGUCUGGAAGGUACCACUAUAUAAUCUACUUUGUUUUAUUUUUAUUUCCCAGAUGAAAGAACUCUAAGUAAAUGUUUUUUUGAAAUUGGUGCAUCACCCUUUAAUAUAGUUUCAGAUACCCAGAUGAAACCAAGCUUCAUCAUGCUAUGCCUUCGUAUUCGAUUUUCUCCCAUUUUUGAAAUCGUAUAAGUACCCAUAAGAGGGAUGCUUCCAUGUCAAAAGAUUCUCAACAUAAAGUUUAACACAGUCCAUUAUGUCCCUGCUAUGACACAUGGCCAAAAGAAACACAAGUUUGAAAGCCACAGAAAAAUUUUUAUUAUAAUAACUGAGAUAGAAAUUUACACUUGGCUCAGUCCUCCAGGCCUGGCUAGAAGCAGCCAAUGAAUAAUCUUCUGUCCCAACUGAAUUCUCAGGACAAUCUGGGGAAGGGAAGGUUUAUGGCAGUCACAGUUACAAGGAUGUUAGUGUCCAUAGCGUGCCACAUCUAACUCCUAACCCUUGUGUAGUUUCUUUCAAGAAUGAGAACUCUAUUGGGCAGAGGCUAUUCAUUGAGAGCAAUGUUUACAGUGAUUUUUGAAAAUGACAAAGCUAGUUUGGAGACAGAAAAACAGGAAAGGUCCACUCUAGUCCAUCUCUGUAUGGCUUAUGUGCCUCCACUCAUGGUUACCUUACAGGCAAGAGGAAUGGUCACCACCAGUGAUCGUGACAUGGUCUCAGCAGUAUAUCAACUCACAGUCUCCCAGGGUUCAAACUACUCUUUUGGGUCCAGGUUCUAGAAUACAGCAAGUUCAACCACAUGAAAUGUACACUUUUUUUUCUUUUUUUUUAUUUAGUAAAUAUAAAUUUUCAAAGUACAGUUAAUGGAUUACAAUGGCUCCCCCCCCCCAUAAUUUCCUUCCCACUCACAUCCCUCCCAUCUCACUUUUUAAAGAUUAAAAAUGUAUAAAUAUAGGCACUUUCCUGUGGUUCAACCUAAUAAGUUGGCAAAUGAUUGCUUUGGUGGGUUAAGAAUACUUAGCAGCCUGAACAAAUUACCAUGGCUUCCAAAGGACUCUAACCUAAAAUCAGGGAGUAAUUUAUACUUUGGAGAAUCCUGCUCAGAAAUAUACUUGACCAAGCACUAUGACCUUUUGGAGCAUGAGAAAAGCACAUAAUGGAUGUGGACUUGAUUUGUAAUUUUGUCCUGUCUACAAGCUGGCAGCAACUCUUCGGAAUGUGUAAAUAUAAGCACAACUUGAAGCUGAAUUCAUUUCUGUAUUCUGUUUUCAACUCGUUAUCUAAAGCAACAGAAAAUGUUUUCAGAGAUGAGUCCUCUACUAUGAGGUUAAUAUUUAUUUUCUCUUUCUGUAUUAUAUAUAAAAAGUAAAUUAAUCUGCAACCUUGCUCAGCUUUCCAGAAAGCUGGUUUGAGAUUGUAUAUACAUACCCCUUAGAGAAGCAAGUGGGUUGUUAAUACUCUUUGUACUCUAGUUUGUGUUAAGAUCAUUCCAAUUUUUUAAAUUGAAAAAAUCUAGUUACCCAGUUAUUGCACACAAUAAAAUUGAUUUUGUAAUCUUUUUGUAGAGCUCAACUUUAAAAUACUACACUUUUUUUUUUACCCUUUUGUUUACUAACAACUUACCUUGAGAAGUCAAACACACGUUCAUGUGAAAGUCACAAAGCUGAUGUACAGUUGAGAAAACUAGGAGACUGUAAAAAAUAAAUCAAUUCUAAAGGACUAGCAACAUCCUAUAAAUUACUCUUUUUUUCCCACAAAAUGAGUAAAGAGGACAAGUUGUAUAUACAACAUAUAUACUGUGGAAGGAAAUAGUGGCCAUUUUUUGUUAAGUGCAAAUAAAAUGCUUAUUUCACAUACUUUUAGUUGCUUUAUAAUUAAUAAAACAUCAUGCAAGACACCAACAGGAAUGAAGAGUUUAACUGUACCUACCAUGAUUAUACCUCAUUACAGUGAGAAAGCUUUCUGGGAUGUAAGGAGAUGGUACAGAGCUGGCUCUCAUUCUGUAGCCAAAGGUUCAGAAACUGGUGUGCUCGGGAGUACAGGUGUGCCUCCCUUAGAGCAAGCCCGGGAGGUGGGGUGAGGGCUGUAUUUUUAUUAAAGCUACUCUUGGCUUGAUUGUUCAUUUUACAGUACAAGUCUAUCAGUUACCAAGACCUCACCCGUUUCAUGCUUGAAAGAUUUUAGUAGGAAUAACAUUAAUUUACAAAUAAUGUCACAUCUCUUGCAUAAAGAACUAUAGACAUUUAAUAAAGUGACACAAUAUGGUUUUCUAAAGUUACCAAAAGUUUAAUACAAUCAAGGCAAUCCACGCCAAACAAAAUAAGAAUUGUUUCCUUUUUUUGACAUAACUACAGGUACUUUGAGUUCAUGGGCAUCAGGUUUUUCUCAUGAAGUAGCUUUUCCCUACCAUUAAGCCAUUUUUUUUUUUUUUUUGGUGCCAUUUAGGACAGGAACAAAAAAGAACGCAGGCUGUCAUCUCAGCUGAACAUAUGACCAAAAGCAAUAUGUUUUUAAGAAAAUGUUUUACAUACUAAUUUUAUAUCAUUUUAAGCAUAUUGUAGCAACCUGUUUGUUUAAUAUAUGUGGUUAAUUUUUAGAGUUAUUUUUACAAUUUGCAACCAAAUGUACUGUACUUUUAUGUAUUUAUUGUAAAGAUUUUCUCAUGGGAACCAUUUAAAAAGACAAACUGGAGGUAUUAUCGGUAUUAUUGGUUUCUUAUAGACAUUAUGCUAAUGUGAAUUGAAAAUGACCUGAAAAACUCUUCUGAUCUCAGAUAUCUCAGAACAGAUAGCAGUUGAGUCACCAGAUUUGAGUACAAUGGAGUAACAAUAUUUUCAUUUAUAGAGCAAAUAUUCAUAAUAAUGAGAAGAUAGAACAGAAAACCACUUAAGACUUCAGAAAUCAAUGCUUUUUGAAUAGUUUGUCUUAAGGUGUUUAAAAAUGUUAACUCUAUGUAAGGAAAAUUCUCCUGCUCCAAAUAAAAUUACACUUUACCAAAAACUGA
This is a messenger RNA of Oryctolagus cuniculus (rabbit), 6086 nucleotides long. The record is from RefSeq and is a predicted model, not a curated record. Lineage: Eukaryota; Metazoa; Chordata; Mammalia; Lagomorpha; Leporidae.